UUACCUCAUCGGCCAUGGGCAGCGACAAUGGGCAGACAGGCACCCACACCUAUCACUCUCUAGCUGAAGAUGGGCCCUUCGGCUCUGUGGAGCCUCCUAAAAGGCCCACAGGCAGACUGAUCAUGCACAGCAUGGCUAUGUUCGGCCGGGAGUUUUGCUAUGCGGUGGAGGCGGCUUAUGUGACCCCAGUCCUGCUCAGCGUGGGCCUGCCCAAGAAUCUGUACAGCACCGUCUGGCUGCUUAGCCCUGUCCUCGGAUUCCUGCUGCAGCCAGUGGUUGGAUCGGCCAGCGACCACUGCAGGUCAGGCUGGGGCCGCCGGAGACCCUACAUCCUGGCUCUGAGCAUCAUGAUGCUCUUAGGCAUGGCCCUGUACCUCAAUGGGGAUGCAGUCAUAUCAGCUUUGGUUGCUAAUCCAAGGAGGAAACUGGUUGGGGCCAUAACCAUCACCAUGAUAGGUGUGGUUCUCUUCGAUUUUGCUGCUGACUUCAUCGAUGGACCCAUCAAAGCCUACUUAUUUGAUGUCUGCUCCCAUCAGGACAAAGAGAGGGGCCUCCACUAUCAUGCCCUCUUCACAGGUUUUGGAGGUGCCCUGGGUUACCUUUUGGGUGCCAUGGACUGGACCCAUCUGGAACUGGGAAGAGUGCUGGGCACAGAAUUCCAGGUUAUGUUCUUCUUUUCUGCCUUGGUGCUCAUUUUUUGUUUUAUUAUUCAUCUAUGUAGUAUCUCCGAAACCCCACUUAUAGAUGUCACUGAAGCUCUGUCCCCUCAGCCAUCCCUGCAGGGUUCUCUGCUGUCAUCAGAGGGACUUUAUGAGUAUGGCUCUAUCGAGAAAGUUAAAAAUGGCUGCAGAAACCCAGAGCUGGCUGUGCAGGGACGGAAAAACAAAAACACUGCUUCACGGACUCAAAGGGCAAUGACCAUGAAAUCACUCCUGAGAGCUUUGGUGACCAUGCCUGCCCACUAUCGCUAUCUUUGUAUCAGCCACCUCAUUGGAUGGACAGCCUUCUUGUCCAACAUGCUCUUCUUCACAGACUUUAUGGGCCAGAUUGUGUUCCAAGGGGAUCCCUAUAGCCCGCACAACUCCACAGAAUUUCUCACCUAUGAAAGAGGGGUUGAGAUUGGAUGUUGGGGCCUGUGCAUCAACUCCAUAUCUUCCUCACUUUAUUCUUACUUUCAGAAGGCCUUGGUAUCCUACAUCGGAUUAAAGGGUCUUUACUUCAUGGGGUAUUUUCUCUUUGGCCUGGGAACAGGAUUCAUUGGACUCUUCCCGAAUGUCUACUCUACCCUGGUCCUGUGUGCCUUGUUUGGCGUCAUGUCCAGCACGCUGUACACCGUGCCAUUUAACCUCAUUGCUGAAUAUCACCGUGAGGAGGAGGAAGAGAGGCACCAGCUGGCCCCCGGAGGGGGCCUGGACAGCAGCGGGCGAGGGAAGGGCGUGGACUGUGCCGCCCUCACCUGCAUGGUGCAGCUGGCUCAGAUCCUGGUUGGAGGCGGCCUGGGUUUUCUGGUCAACACGGCGGGCAGCGUCAUCGUCGUGGUGAUCACAGCGUCUGCGGUGGCAUUGAUCGGCUGUUGCUUUGUGGCUCUCUUUGUUAGAUAUGUGAAUUAGGUCAAUAAAGAGACAUUGUUCCUAA
Molecule: messenger RNA, 1635 nt
Organism: Ochotona curzoniae (black-lipped pika)
Lineage: Eukaryota; Metazoa; Chordata; Mammalia; Lagomorpha; Ochotonidae
Gene: SLC45A2
Product: solute carrier family 45 member 2
Exons: 7
Coding region: 15-1610 (531 amino acids)
Biological process (GO): transmembrane transport
Cellular component (GO): membrane
Molecular function (GO): sucrose:proton symporter activity
Source: RefSeq, a predicted model, not a curated record